This is a messenger RNA of Syzygium oleosum, 954 nucleotides long. RefSeq names its product rust resistance kinase Lr10-like. Gene Ontology annotation, molecular function: ATP binding; protein kinase activity. Lineage: Eukaryota; Viridiplantae; Streptophyta; Magnoliopsida; Myrtales; Myrtaceae. Bases 16 to 954 code for a protein of 312 amino acids. The record is from RefSeq and is a predicted model, not a curated record. Gene Ontology annotation, biological process: protein phosphorylation. The transcript has a single exon.
UAGAAACUUUUAACGAUGCUAUCACCGCACCGUUUUCGAUCCGGUGUGGUGGGGACUGCAGCAACCGUCGCCGUCGUGUACUUCCUCAUUAGUUGCUUGAAGAAAGCGGGAACCGCGAUCCCAAGCUAUGCCAGGAUAGUUACUAAUGACUUGGAAAAAUUUCCGCAGGUUGUUCAUUCUUCGCCAUCCGGGGUAAUAUCCGUCGCCCCACCAGCUGUCUCACCAGGACACAAUUGGGAAAUGCCCGAUGAGUUUGGUACCCUGGAGAGAUUCUUGAAGCCCACCAGGUUUUCUUCGGAGCAGUUGGCUGUUUACACCAGAGAUUACGCCACCUUGCUCGGUUCCAGCGGUUACGGAGUUGUCUUCAAAGGUGAGUUGCCGAACGGAACUCUGGUGGCCGUCAAAGUGCUCACGAACGCCCGCGACAAGAGGAUCGAGGAGCAGUUCAUGGCAGAGGUGAGCUCCAUUGGAAGAACCCACCACAUAAACCUUGUCAGGCUCUACGGCUUUUGCUUUGAUCCGACAACGAGGGCGCUCGUCUACGAGUACAUGGAAAAUGGGUCCCUUGACGGGUUCCUGUUCGGGGACAAGACGGCGAUCGAUUGGUGCAAGAUGCACGAGAUUGCGGUGGGGACCGCCAAGGGGAUCGCCUACUUGCACGAGGAAUGUGAGCAGAGGAUCGUCCACUACGACAUAAAGCUCGGGAACAUCCUCCUGGACCGGAACUUGACCCCGAAGGUAGCGGACUUUGGGCUUGCCAAGCUCCACAACAGGGAAAGCAGUUGGAUCCUCAUGACGGGGUUCCGCGGAACCCCCGGGUACGUGGCGCCUGAGAUGUGGCAGCCGUAUCCUGUGACCUACAAGUGCGACGUGUACAACUUUGGGAUGCUCCUAUUCGAGAUCGCGGGGAGGAGGAGAAAUCACGACCCGAACCUGAGCGAGUCCACACAGUGA